AACCGGAAUGGAUAAACCUGCCGUGUCUUUGGGACUUGAGCUACUGAACAGUGUCUUCGGGAAGCCUUGGAGUGAAAAAUGCAGAGAAAUUAGAGAGGCUUCCCCUUAUGGAGAAGUACAAGGUUGGAGACUUGCAUCUUUCCUUAUGAAGGCUGGCGAAGAUAUACGAAGAGAGGCUCUCGUCAUGCAGAUUAUAUCCAAACUGCGGAACUGGUUUGAUGAGGAAAUUCCUAUUGCUCACAGACCGUAUAUGCGUCCAUACACGAUUAUGUGCGUUGGCGGAGAUGCUGGGUUGAUCGAGUGUCUAUCAGAUGCCAAAAGUAUUGAUGAGGUUAAGAAGCAAACUGAUAGUUUCACGACGCUCCGCGACUAUUUCGAGCGAGCCUAUGGCCCCCCUACUCGGCGAAAGAACAACUUCCUACGGUCUUUAGUCGGCUACAGCGUUGUGUGCUAUGUACUUCAAAUCAAAGAUCGUCACAACGCAAAUAUCCUGUUAGAUCGAGAAGGCCAUAUUAUGCACAUAGACUUUGGA
Molecule: messenger RNA, 532 nt
Organism: Phaeodactylum tricornutum CCAP 1055/1
Lineage: Eukaryota; Bacillariophyta; Bacillariophyceae; Surirellales; Neidiaceae
Exons: 3
Biological process (GO): phosphatidylinositol phosphate biosynthetic process; phosphatidylinositol-mediated signaling
Cellular component (GO): membrane; cytoplasm
Molecular function (GO): 1-phosphatidylinositol 4-kinase activity
Source: RefSeq, a predicted model, not a curated record